AUGCCCGACGUCAGAAACUUCACCGCUCGCUGGAGCGUGCCUCCAUUCUCACUCCAAGGGCGUCAGCGCUCAAGGAGCGACUUCCUGGGCCUGCAGCGAGACAUGGCCGUUCCCUCCCAGGAGCAAACUCCCAAUUACACGCAGAAGCACAGACUGAAAUUUGUUAUGCUCUCCGGGAAGACAGAUGAGUGCGAUGGCUUCAAAGCAGACAGCCAGAAUUAUGAGUUCAAGGCCAAAAACAUCAAGAAGAAGAAGGUCAGUAUCGUGGUUUCUGUGGACGGAGUCAAGGUGACGCAGAGGAAGAAACAGAAGAGAAAAGAGUGGACCUGGGAUGAGAGCAAAAUGAUGAUCAUGCAAGAUCCAAUAUACAGGAUUUUCUACGUGUCCCACGACUCCCAGGACUUGAAGAUCUUCAGCUACAUUGCAAGAGAUGGCUCCAGUAAUUCCUUCAGGUGUAACGUCUUCAAAUCAAAGAAAAAGACACAGGCCAUGCGCAUUGUGCGGACAGUAGGCCAGGCCUUCGAGGUGUGCCAUAAGCUCAGCCUGCAGCACGCCGAGCAGGACGCCGACGGGCAGGCGGACGGAGAGAGCGACAAGUCGGCCGAAGAGCCCAGCAGCAAUGGUCGUAAACGUUCACAGAAAGGGGAAGGAGACAAGGACGGCAAACAUGGAGGAGGUCAAGGGGGAGAGGAACCCUCGGCCGGUGCUUCGCUUUGCGAGAAGGCAGUCAGCGAGAUUCUGCAAAGCCUGGCUGAACUGAACAUGGUCAAACCCGGACAGACUAUUAUGGACUUCGAUCGAAAGUCAGUUUUCACUGUGACGUCCCAAGGCCUGGCCCCGGGCAGCCCCUGCUCUCCGUCCCUCACGCCGCUGGCGUCGCAGCACUACCUGCAGCUUCUGCAGCAGCAGCUGCAGCAGCAGCAGCAGCACACACAGGUGGCCGUGGCACAGGUUCAGCUGUUAAAAGAUCAGGUGGCGGCAGAAACUGCCGCUCGUAUGGAGGCCCAGGCCCGCAUCCACCAGCUCCUGCUGCAGAACCGGGACCUGCUGCAGCACCUGGCCCUGCUGGUGCAGCAGCUGAAAGAGCUGGAGGACCGCUCCCCGAAAGCAAGCCUGCGGGAGGCUGACGCUAACGCACACGAUGCUCAGCUGCCAGCCUGUAGCCCCGUGCCUGCAUCGGCAACAACCCUAAAUCUGAGGAAUCACUACGGUCAGACCCUGGAGCAGCUGGUCACCUCCACGCCGGCGUGGCCCCACCAGACCUCCCCCCGGCCCCAGUCUCAGGUGGACUGCGCCGAGUCGUACCUCAACUUGGUCAACCUGGAGAACAGCGCCAAGCCGGCGGCGUCGCUCACCGACCUGGACCCGUUCAUCAGGGCCAACGGCGCCGCCCGGACCAGCCAGAUCUUCAGCAACGAGACCGUCCAGUCAUCGCCCAGGAACUCCUCCGGAACAGAGGAAAAAUGCAAACAGACGAUACCCAAACUUGACCCCCCUCCGCCCUCAAUGAACCGCAAGAGGGCCAGCAGGACGUUCUCCCCGGGGUCAGAGGUCCCGGCCGGGCCCGCGCCCGCCGAGGUGGGCGCUAACGAAGCGAGCCCGAGCCGCAGCAGCAGCCUCUCCUUCCCGGACGUGACCCCCGGCUCCCUGUCCUCCACCGACUUCCACUCCCUCUGCAACGGCGAGAGCAGCUCCUCGUCGGCCAGCGAGGACUCGGGCGUGCGCUCCGAGACCAAGUCCCAGCUCUCGCCCCUGCGCGACGACGAGGACGACCCCUUCGGGGACCGCGGGACUUUUCUGACGGCGUCCAGCGGCUGCGGGAGCCCCCUGGAGGAGAGGGUCCAAGCGGCCCUCGUCCCGUCCGAAUCGCCCCCCACCGAGCCCGAAACCCCGGGCUCUCCCUCGGACCCCUGUGAACCCCCGCCCUUCUCCUCCCCCUUGAAUGAUACCUGCCUUCACAUCAGUUUUUCGGAGGAUGAGCUGCUGGAGAGCAGCCAGGAGGACGCUAACGUCCCCCAGCGG
Menidia menidia (Atlantic silverside) is the source of this 2022-nucleotide messenger RNA. The record is from the annotation of a GenBank genome assembly. Lineage: Eukaryota; Metazoa; Chordata; Actinopteri; Atheriniformes; Atherinopsidae.